ACUCCUCAACGUUCUCCAAUGAAAGAGAAGACAUCCACAACAGCAGGUACAAAGAUAUCAAGUCUAUAACAUCCAUUAUAUAGGUAUCUCUGCCUAGGAUCAUAACAAGAAUAACGUCACAAAGGACAGCCCACACAAGUUAUCACCGCCAGAAUUUAUAAGCCAUACAUGCGAGUCCUAACUCCAUUCUGCCAAGUGUAAUUCUAACCCUUCCGAAGCAGCUCGUCCCAUGCACCCGUACGUUACAGCAAAUCCAUCAUCAUUUCGUCGCAGGAAUAUCUUGCAAAUUACUUCCUCAAACCCAGUCCUAGUACUUGAACGCAAUACUGCCGUGAACCAGAUUCAAGUCUCUCAUCUCUUUAUCCGUGAAUAUAACUAUGCCCUGAAGCAGUUGAACCUUCCAAAGCUGAAGCGCCACGGUCCUCGAUGUACGCCGUGUCGACCGGCAGUGACGUUGGUGCCGAAGUGGCGGCCGCCGAAGUUCUUAGAGUAGAAAAGUGGCAUUGUUUAUGGCUUGUGUUUGUAGCUUUGGUCUGUUUUAUGAUGGCUGUGGAUGUAACGUCAAUGACUUGGUAAGUUUUUAAUGAUGUUCAGUGAGAAGUUGAUAUAUACAGACGAGAAGAGUUCUAUAAGGUAUUUAAAUAAGGCAGUAAUGAGAAUGUUCCAGGGAAUAUUUAUGUUGGCAUAACUGGACUUGAUGGCCAGUCGCACGACAACUUGAAC
Molecule: messenger RNA, 723 nt
Organism: Daldinia loculata
Lineage: Eukaryota; Fungi; Ascomycota; Sordariomycetes; Xylariales; Hypoxylaceae
Exons: 2
Coding region: 230-493 (87 amino acids)
Source: RefSeq, a predicted model, not a curated record